Penicillium arizonense is the source of this 5160-nucleotide messenger RNA. RefSeq lists its product as uncharacterized. The record is from RefSeq and is a predicted model, not a curated record. The transcript has 12 exons. Bases 1 to 5160 code for a protein of 1719 amino acids. NCBI's taxonomy places the organism in Eukaryota, Fungi, Ascomycota, Eurotiomycetes, Eurotiales, Aspergillaceae. Gene Ontology annotation, biological process: carbohydrate metabolic process. Gene Ontology annotation, molecular function: chitin binding; hydrolase activity, hydrolyzing O-glycosyl compounds.
AUGGCUGCAAGUCCAGUUGUAACGCAACUGCAGAGUGUGGUCAGUAUGCUCCUCCCGAGAACUUUGACUGUCCAAUCAAUGUAUGCUGCAGCGGCUUUGGAUACUGUGGAGUUACCUCGGAAUUUUGCGGUGACGGUUGUGAACCCAAUUCAAAUGGAGGUGGAUGUGGUGAUCCAAGGCGACCGUCCGACCUGUUCAGAUAGUACCAGUGCGAUGUCUUAUGAUAGACGUAUAGGAUACUACGAGCUGUUCAACAUUGACAAGAGCUGCAAUGUCAUUGAACCAGAGUCACUUGUGAUUGAGCCUUUCUCGCAUAUCAACUUGGCGUUCGUGAACUUUGGCGAUGACUUUAAUAUCGUUGAUGAGUAUGGUGACAUCGUCGAUCGCAUGUCAUUCCUCAAGUUUUCCAACCCAGGCCUGCGGCUCAAUAUUGCUGUUGGAGGGUGGACUUUCAGUGAUAUCCCAACACAACAAUUAUGGACUGAAAUGGCUGGUUCGUAUGAGAAUCGACAGACAUUUAUCAACUCCGUGGUGAAAUAUCUACAGGAUUAUCACUUAGACGGCAUUGACCUCGAUUGGGAGUACCCUGGUGCUUCUGAUCGUGGCGGUCGAAGCCAGGACGCUACGAACUAUGUCACCCUGUUAGCAGAAAUGCGAGAGGCAUUCGACCGAGAGAACCCCGGAUGGGAGAUCUCCGCAACCAUUCCAACAAGCUACUGGUACCUACGCGGAUUUGAUGUCAAGGGAAUGCAGAAGUAUCUUGACUAUUUCAAUCUCAUGAGCUACGACCUUCAUGGCAUGUGGGAUCAGAAUAUCAAAUUCACCGGUCCGUACUUGGAGGGCCAUACCGAUAUAAGUCAGAUAGAGCUUGGCUUGGACCUUCUCUGGCGCAAUGACAUCGACCCAUCAAAUGUUGUCUUUGGGUUCGCGUUCUAUGGUCGAUCAUUUACGAUGAAGGACUCAAGCUGCUCCAAGCCAGAUGGGAAAUGCGAGUUCAGUGAUGGUGGCAUUCCCGGUUCGUGCACCGAUACAGCCGGCAUUUUGUCUUACGCAGAAAUCAGCUCUCGCAACAAUUCGCUAGAUGUGCAUACAUCUUAUGAUCCAAAGACAACAGUCAAAUACAAUGUAUACGGAGGAACACAAUGGAUCUCGUAUGACGAUGAACAGUCGUUCAGCGAUAAGAAAAGAUUCGUUUCCAAGCGCUGUCUGAGCGGCUGGAUGGUUUGGGCCAUUGAUCAGGACAAUGGUGAAUUCGAUGCUCUGACUGGACUAAUUGGCGAGGAUCUUUCUUCGUUGCAGAUGAAAAGCAACGAAGAUAGUCGUUCAAGCGAUGUUCUCGCCGAUGCAUUUGCUGCUUAUACUGGUCAAAACUGCUUUGUGACAGAUCGCUGCACAGAUGGGUCAAGCCACGAGAAAAAUCCUGAUCAGGUGUGCCCAUCAGGGUAUUUAUCUGUAUCUACCGCCCACAAUCCUCUCCAGGCAACAAACAAGGAGCGCCAUGGGGACUGCGAUGAGGGCUGGUACCGACAGAUCUGCUGCCCGAAGGACGCAAUGCCCAAGUCCUGCGAGUGGAAUGGUGCCCCGGAGCGGAGCGAGUUUGGAUGCGACGGAAAAUGUGGCAGCAACCAGUUCAAGUUAAAUCAAGACACGGCACUCGAUGCAAAGGGAGAGGGCCAGUGUUUUACUGGAGCCCGUUUCCUAUGCUGUGACUCGGCUGCCAUAUUCUCCACAUGCGAUUGGACAGAUUGCCAAGGACCUUUGGUUGAAGAAGAUCCAACUACAUGCCCGACAGGCACUGGUUACAAGACGUAUCGGUUUGACAAGCCCAACGGUAAACCAUGGUGCUCAGAUACCUACAUAUCUCCUGUCCCCGGAUAUCCACCGGGGAGCCCGCAUAAGACAAAAUUCAAGAGUGGAUUGUGCUGCGAUUCGGACCAGAGUUUCAAAAAUUGCAGAUGGACAAAUGUUCUCACUAGAGAGGAGUUAGGUGGUGAUUCAAGUUCUGAACACAUUGCUGAUUUGAUCUGCAAGCCACGGCCAUGCCCGGCCGGGAGUGUGAAAAUUGCGGGCGCUCUCGAUCCACCGCUAACCGGCAGCGGUGCCAAUGGAGGUGUUGCCUGUGGAAGCUAUGAUGUUGAUGUGGGAAUGGAUCCAGAGUGGUCUUAUUGCUGCAGCCUGCCGACGAAGUACAACAAGAACUGGCCGGUGGAUCCCAAGUACCUCUGGGAGAAGUACUACAAUGACCCCGAUAAGUCGGACGUGGCGUGGAAAUACAGCGACCAAUAUCAAAACAACGAUGCAGAUCAGGAUCGUUCGUCAGAAGAGGAUGGCAGCGAUGCAUAUGGAUUUGUGAUGCUUGAUGGUCCGGACGGUUCGCUUGACAAUGACUUUGCAAGCAGUCAAACUGUUGUCCGUCGCUCUGAAAAGAUCGCCAAGACCAAGCGUUCCAUCUUGACCAGCAACCAGACGGUCAUGGACAGCGUCUUCGACCAUGCUGAAGAAACCUUCCACGUCUAUUGCAACUACCCUGCCGAUUCUAAAGAGUGCAAACGUGUCUUUAUCGAUGGUGCAGAGGAUACCAUUAUCUCACUGCCACCCCAUGUCGGCGAAGGACCUUUCGCUCGCAUCGUUUCCAUGAAGGAAGCAGAUGGGGAUUUCCAGUUGCCAGAUCACCAUUUGGCACACCGUUCGUUGGAGCAUCUCGAAAACCCCGUUUAUGAGGUCAAAAUUGACUACAAUUUCCAAAACAUCAAACUGAAACGAGAUGACGAGCCUGUGCAAAUUCGUGUUGAUUACACGAACUUGAUGGGCUAUUGGGACGAGAUGACAGAUUCCCCAGCUAGUCGCAUGAAACGAAGCGUUGGCGAGCAAGGUCUCUCGGAGCCUGAAUGGCGAUCGCGUGUGCAAAGGGCUGUUUCUCGGGAUAAGAAUGUUCGGAAACGAGAGGAGAACAUCAAGGUAAAGACGGAAAUGGAUACCUCUGACUCGACGCCGGCACAUAACAAGCGCUGGUUUGGCGUCUUUGGAGAUUGGUUGAGCAAGUUGACAACUGUGACAAAGUCUAGUGUGGGCGUUAUAGAAUUGGGUUUCAGCAAAACCAUCAACCUUUUCUAUGCGCAGUGGGGGUGUCCCGGCAAGACCUAUUACGCUGACCUCCGUAUGGAUCUGGAGGCUGAUCUGGCGAUGGAUGCAACGUACGCAUACUAUCUCUCAGCAACGUUCAUUCCGCCGAGUAAACCAGAAACAUUUGCCUACUUCGGCAUGGAGCCACAAGCCUAUAUAGGCCUCCAUAUUGAAGGAAAUGCCCAAAUGCAGACCCCCAGUGUGCGGAAGAAGAUUGUCGAUACUCUCUCCUAUCCGGGUCUGGCUGUCAAGGGGAUUGCAGCGGUUGGUCCUACUUUGGACAUUUACGGCGAGAUUCGGGGUAAAAUCACCCUACACGGGGAGCUUGAUGCAGGAGCAAUGGUUACAUUCGGAAAGGCCGAGGUCUACUGGCCUCAGAAUGAUGAGGCUCAGGAGAAAUAUGGAUCCUUACUCGGAAUUACGAGUGAUGCCAAGGCACCAGCUCCUGGAAGUAUUAAGCCGGUUUUCCACGCAGGAGUCGCUGUCGAUGCACAGCUAGAUGUAAUUGUCACACCUGAAGCCAAUGUCGGAAUCAAAAUUGGUGGCGGCAAGCUAGUCGGCGGCAAGACUCUCAUGGACGCCCAAUUGACAGGGUACGUGACAGGCGAUCUGUCAUUCCAGGCCCAUGGUGACUAUGAUUCCUCAGACAAUGCCUUCCAUUACCGAUUUGGUGCCUACCUCCUCUAUAACCUCGGUUAUAAGGCUAAGGCCAACAUCCUGGGUUUCAUUGACUGGGCUUUGGCCCCUCGCAAAGCAUUUACGCCAGACAACACGGUGACUUUGUAUGAGAAGAAGGGCACAAUCCCGAUGUCUUCGUCAGACAAGGAGACAAGAGACCUAUCACUCGAUAGCACCAUCCAUCGGCGACAGGGAUCUGAAGCACUAUCCACAAAUGCUACGAUGCCCUACCUUGAUGCCGCUAUGGGGCUCACUCGUCGCGAAGAUGGGAGUGCGGAUAAUCCCAACGAUUCAGAGUUUUCUCUGCCUGGCUCUUGCCCGCCUGGAACUUCUGGGUUCCAAGUGCCGGAGAUACGAUUCAACUGUGCGCAUCUAUCCAGACUGAAGCUUACCGGAGCUCGGCCCAGUAACCAGGGCAAGACCGCAGAGGUAGCUGGCUUUUGUGACACCAUCCUGAAAAUCCCCAAUCUGCCGACGGACUUGACCUACUCCAACGAUAAAACAGCAACUAAAGCAAGAUACGAAGCCCAAUGUGGAUCUACAACCGACUCAAGUGGCAAAAAAAGAAAGAAGGGCGCAUGUGCAGACGAAACAGACAACUUGAACGCCCUCAUGGGCACGGGCAACGCCCUGAAACUUCAGUGUGACGAGUUUCCCUGGAAGUCCUCUGAGCAAGGAGGGCAUUAUCUCGAUUCCAACAGCCGUCGAGCAGCGUGCGUGCCAUACUGGCAGAAUAACUGGCAUGGGCAAUGCCUUGCAAUGAUUGGUGACAUGAGCUCAAAUUGGAAAAUGCUAGAUGCCGACACCGCCAAUAACGACGAUGUGGAAGACUAUUGGGUGCCAUGGAGAAACGACAAGUGGACUAGAACUGCCACAUCUGGACCCAACAACGAAUUUGCGCAGAAACUGAAGGAAUACGGAGUGAAACAACCGCUUCCGGAUGGUAUUUCAGUGCGGAACAAUGACAAAGAAUCAUGGACGUUCAAGAGAGACUAUCGUGCUACAUGGGUCGGUGAUGGCUCCAAGCCUGAUGACUGGUGGAACUUUGUUAGCCGCCGCUGGUACAGUGAAGGCUACGAGGGGGAUGCAGGAGGCGAGGCGAUCUUUUGCGCAAUGAAUAAUUUCGGUCAGGACGAUGUGUACAAGUUGGAGACUGAAAAAGGGAAAAAGUAUAACGGCUUCUGUCUUAGGAAUGAUGGCUCAGGCAUGGCGAGUGACUGGCAACAAAUGCACAAUCUGGGCAAAUGCUUGAUCACAUUUGGCAACACACAAGGCCAAACCCCGGACCCGUCCAAUACCAAGAGAGAUAGCCAAAGUUGGAAUGGCUGGGAAGUUGAACGCGUGGAAUUUGUCGAUUGA